Aspergillus alliaceus is the source of this 1591-nucleotide messenger RNA. Its product is annotated as anthranilate phosphoribosyltransferase. The record is from RefSeq and is a predicted model, not a curated record. Gene Ontology annotation, biological process: L-tryptophan biosynthetic process. Gene Ontology annotation, molecular function: anthranilate phosphoribosyltransferase activity. Lineage: Eukaryota; Fungi; Ascomycota; Eurotiomycetes; Eurotiales; Aspergillaceae. The coding region runs from base 167 to 1462 and encodes 431 amino acids. The transcript has 2 exons. Gene Ontology annotation, cellular component: cytosol.
GUCGGAUCUGCGGGCGGUGUAAUUUUGCCUAUACCGAUGACGGAUUGAUUAAGAGGGGUAUGAUAAUUUGACUCAGAGAUCCUUCCAAUUGCGAUUGCGCCUAUAAAUUCACAUCCAAUUCUUCGGAGAACUUGGUGUAUACCUCUACGGAAACAACUUCGCCAACAUGUCCGCUGCUCCUUUUGACCUACAGCCGGGUCAGGUCUCCAUCUCCCCCCUCCUACAGAAGCUCGCGUACCCCACCGAGCACCUUCGUGUGGAUGCUGCAGAUAUUGCUUCAGCGUUCGCAUUGAUCUUCGAGGAUCGUCUCUCCGCUAUACAGACCGCUGCUCUUUUGACGCUUCUACAUUCUACCGGACGGGAUCGAGAUGCAGAGGUCAUUGCUAAAUGUUCUCAUCGCAUGCGAGAAGCGGCUAGUCAAGUCGACAGGCCCACCUUGAAAAGGGCCAUCAAGGCCCGCGGCAAGAAGGAGGGUUCUUACAAAGGAGGCCUGUGCGAUAUUGUUGGUACUGGUGGAGAUUCACAUUCCACGUUCAACAUUUCCACCACAUCCUCUAUCAUCGCCUCUCCGAUUAUCACGAUGGCCAAACAUGGAAAUCGUGCGCAGACCUCUUUCUCUGGAUCUGCAGAUGUCCUCAAUGCGAUCUCGCCUGUCCCCCCGAAGAUUUCCGCUGUCAAUGCCGAGAACCUUGCGCAGGUGUACGAGGAGACUAGUUAUGCGUUCUUGUUUGCCCCGAAUUUCCACCCUGGCAUGAUGUAUGCGAACCCAGUACGUCGUGCGUUGGGACUACGGACAAUCUUCAAUUUGAUGGGCCCACUCGCCAAUCCUGUCGACUGGGCCAUCGAGGCUAGAGUGGUUGGUGUAGCCUACCAGAGCCUUGGACCUGUCUUUGCCGAGGCCCUCCGACAGAAUGGAUGCAAAAAGGCAAUGGUCAUUUGCGGUGAGGAGGACCUGGAUGAGAUCAGCUGCGCUGGAAAGACGAACUGCUGGAAACUUACCGAAUACCCUAAUCCUGCCUACAAGGGCUCGGCAGAUGGUGAAACCUCAAGUGACGAGGACGAGCACCUAGUCCCCCGCACCCUGGUCAAAUUUGAAACCUUCCAGCUGCAACCAUCCGACUUUGGUCUGCCAACCCAUCCAUUAACUGCAGUGUACGGCAGAAAGAUGCCCAAAGACAAUGCAGCCAAGAUCAUGAGCAUUCUGCGGAACGAACUGCCUCGCGACGAUCCAAUCCUGUCCUUCGUUCUCAUGAAUGUGGCUGCACUACUGGUGAUUUCGGGCGUUUGUGAUUCCGACACUAGUAACAUGGGCCCCGGCGAUGAUGGCCAGGUGAUUACUGAGCGUGGACCAGGUGGUGGGCGCUGGAAGGAAGGUGUCAGACGAGCUAGAUGGGCUAUCGAAAGUGGCGCCGCCCUAAAGUGCUUAGAGGGAUUUAUCGAAGUGACGAACAAACUUCAGUAAAACAUUUCUUUUUCAAGUUCGGGUAUGAAUUUCUCUUGUUGGUUAUGUUUUCAACACAAAUUGGUCAAGAUAGAGGCAAUAAAUAAGAGACAUAUGUAUUGAAUAAUGAAAAAGUACACUUUACUCUUA